Molecule: messenger RNA, 1515 nt
Organism: Knipowitschia caucasica
Lineage: Eukaryota; Metazoa; Chordata; Actinopteri; Gobiiformes; Gobiidae
Source: the annotation of a GenBank genome assembly
AUGCGUGUGGAUGUGGGGGGGGAGGUCGACGCGUGUUCUGUGGCUGUAAGUGAAAGCGGACCGGGGAUGGACAUGAGGGCCGGCGUGACGCUCUGCGGUCUAUGCGGGCUUUUCUGCAUGGUCCUACUACUGCUGCUUUCGCCAACGCGGGCUUCGCAGAGCGCCAGCGAGCCUAGUAACAUGUCGUAUGUGAAAGCCACGGUAGACAAGCUGUUGAAGGGAUAUGACAUCCGCCUGAGGCCUGAUUUUGGAGGCGCACCAGUGGACGUUGGCAUGAGCAUUGACAUCGCCAGCAUUGACAUGGUCUCUGAAGUCAACAUGGACUACACCAUCACCAUGUACUUCCAGCAGUCCUGGAGGGACAAGCGCCUGUCCUACACAGGCAUCCCCCUCAACCUGACGCUGGACAACCGUGUGGCCGACCAGCUGUGGGUCCCAGACACCUACUUCAUCAACGACAAGAAGUCUUUUGUGCACGGAGUCACCGUGAAGAACCGUAUGAUCCGGCUGCACCCCGACGGGACGGUCCUCUACGGCCUCAGGAUCACCACCACCGCCGCCUGCAUGAUGGACCUGCGCCGCUAUCCUCUGGACGAGCAGAACUGCACCCUGGAGAUAGAGAGCUACGGCUACACCACAGACGACAUCGAGUUCUACUGGCAGGGAGGCCCCAACUCCGGCUCUGUGACCGGAGUGGAGAACAUAGAGCUGCCUCAGUUCUCCAUCAUGGACUACCAGACCCUGUCCACCAAAGCCGUGUUCGCCACAGGUUCGUACCCCAGGCUGUCCUUGAGUUUUAAGCUGAAGAGGAACAUCGGUUACUUCAUCCUGCAGACCUACAUGCCCUCCACCCUGAUCACCAUCCUGUCCUGGGUCUCCUUUUGGAUCAACUACGAUGCGUCGGCUGCCAGAGUUGCAUUAGGAAUCACCACGGUGCUGACCAUGACCACCAUCAACACUCAUCUGCGGGAGACCCUUCCAAAGAUCCCCUACGUGAAGGCCAUCGACAUCUUCCUGAUGGGCUGCUUCGUGUUCGUGUUCCUGGCGCUCCUAGAGUACGCCUUUGUCAACUACAUCUUCUUCGGCCGCGGUCCUCACCUGCAGAAGAAAGUGGCCGAGAAGGCGGCAAAGUCCAACAACGAGAGAGGCCGCAUGGAGAGCAACAAGGUCCAGGUGGACGCACACGGGAACAUCCUGCUGACCAGCCUGACCGGGGAGAUGGGCGGCGCCGACAUCAUGGGCGCUCUGACGGACCCGCGCGCCACCAUGUUCUCCUACGACAGCGCCAGCAUCCAGUACCGCAAGCCCAUGACGAGCCGAGACCUGUACGGCCGCCCCGCCAUCGAGCGCCCCCUCAGCCACAAAAAGGGACGCCUGAGGAGGAGGGCGUCCCAGCUCAAGGUCAAGAUCCCGGACCUCACCGACGUCAACGCCAUAGACAAGUGGUCCCGCGUGGUCUUCCCCAUCACCUUCACUCUCUUCAACCUGGUCUACUGGCUCUAUUAUGUGAACUAA